CGCAGUAGGAAGGAGCCUUGUCUCGCCUGUGGCUGGUCUCCGCUUCUCUUUCUUCCCGCCAUUUUGUCUGAGGGGAGAACCGGAAAAAGGAGUCCGAAGGCCUCGGAUUGUUGUCGUCUUCUGAGAGCAAUCCCGCGGCUGCUGUGUGAGGGAUGGCGGCCCAAGCUGAGGCCCCGGCGGCGGCGGCGGCGGCGACGACGACGACGACGGCUCCGGGCCUGGAAGGCGAAGAGGCCUCGUCGCCCUCGUCCUCCUCCUCCCGGCGCCUGGCCGACCUCCGCGUCAUCGAUUUGCGGGCCGAGCUGAAGCGCCGCAGCCUGGACGCCGGCGGCAACAAGAGCGUCCUCCUCGAGCGCCUCCGCAACGCAAUUGAGGAAGAAGGAGGAAAUCCUGAUGAAAUUCCAGUUGCUUCAGAGAGCACUCCCAAGAGAACCCCCAAAAGAACUGUGAAAGGGCGUAAACCGGAAGAAGAAUGUGGAGAUGACAACGGUUUGGAGGAGAAUUCGAGAGAUGAACAGGAGGAUGCUGAAGCUAGUUCAGAAAACCUGCAUGAGAUCGACAUGGUGGACAUGAGUGUUCUGGACGAAGCUGAAAUAGACAACUCCAGCGCUGUCGACGGUGGAGAUGACUACAGCUCCGAAAACAUUCUUGACUCUGAUAAGGACAAUAUUGAUGUUGAAAUGAAAGAACUUCCAGAGCAGUUAAUGGAGAGUGAGGAGAAUGGUGAUGAGCUUGAUGACCAGCUGCUAGAAGCUUCUUCCCCUGAUUUACCGACUGCAAAGGAUUUGGAAGAGCAGCAUUCGGAGCCAGAAAAUGAGAAAAUGCUCGACAUUUUGGGUGACACUUGUAAAUCUGAGGCCCUUGACGCCGAAGAAGCGCAGGCGCCGUUGCCGGUGGGCCAAGAGGAAGAGGAAGAGGCGCUUGGGCCGGACGAAGAGCCUUUAGAUUCGGAGGGCAAGGAAAAGCAAGAAGAGAAGGAACAAGAAGAAGAGGAAGAAGAGAAAAAGUUGGAGGAGGAAGAGGAGAGCAAGGCCUUAGUGGUAGAGAAAGGGGAGCAGAGCGGAGAGAGUGUUAAGGAAGCCACAGCGGACUCUGACUCUUUAGCCUUAGAAAGCAGGAGUGAAGGAGGAGAAGGAGGAGGAGAAGGAGAUGAGAGUAGCAGAGGAGGAGCCCAAGCUCUGGCGGAGGAGAAGGAGGAGACGGAGGAGGCAGGGCCGCAAGGGGAGGCCGUGAAGAAGGAGGCCCUGGCUCAGGGUCAGGAGGAGCAGGAGGAGCAGGAGUCCUCUGCCACUAAAGAGCCCUCUGCCCAAGAGGCGGGUGAUCUGAACACGAGUUUGGAGGAGACCAAAGAGUCGACACAGGCUUCGAAAGAGGAAAGAGGCCGCAGUGCUAGUAGUAGCAUCAGCGCAAGUUCUGGCAGGAACUUCUGGGUGAGCGGCCUGGCUUCCACCACCCGAGCGACGGACUUGAAGAACCUUUUUAGCAAAUAUGGAAAAGUGGUUGGCGCCAAAGUGGUGACCAACGCCCGCAGCCCCGGCUUGCGUUGUUACGGAUUCGUGACAAUGUCCACCGCCGAGGAGGCUUCCAAGUGCAUCGCCCAUUGCCACAAAACUGAAUUGCACGGAAAAAUUAUUUCCAUCGAAAAGGCCAAAAACGAGCCAGCGACAAAGAAGCUUUUGGAUAAAAAGGACGGUGACGUCAAGGAGGAUGCUUCCUCUGGUGACAGAUCUUCCAGUUCAAAAAAGAGCGAGAAAGAUGAUGCUAAUAAGUCAGAGGAAAAGGGGGAAGAGGAUCCAAAAUCUGGAUCGACAGAUCCAUCCAAGGCUGCAAAAUCAGGAACCAAAGGGACGGAAAGGACAGUGAUCAUGGAUAAAUCCAAGGGGGAGCCUGUUAUCAGUGUGAAGACAACAAGCAGAUCAAAAGAGAGAAGCGUGAAGAGCCAAGACCGUAAAUCGGAGAGCCGCGAGAAGAGCAGAGAGAGGCAAGGGAGUGUGCCCUUCAACAAAACAAGAGACAGACGAUCGAGCGAAGAACCGCACCGGAGCUCCCGUGACCGCCGGGACCGGCAGCAGCGCUUGCAGGCCAUCUGGGAGCAGGACGAGCGGGAGCGGCUGGAGAUUGCCCGGGACAAGCUGGAGUUCGAGCGGGUUCGCCUGGAGCGGGAGCGGAAUGAGCGGGAGCGCCUGGAGCGGGAGCGCAUGCGCAUCGAGCGGGAACGCCAGCGGGAACGGGAGCGCAUCCAGCGGGAGCGGGAGGAGCUACGGCGGCAGCAUGUCCAGCUGCGCUACGAGCAAGAGAGGCGUGUGGCCGUGCGGAGGCCCUACGACAUUGACGGGAGGAGGGAAGAUGCCUACUGGCCCGAGGCAAAGCGGAUGACGAUGGAUUACCGCCACCGCUCCGAUUUCAGCCGCCAGUAUCGGUUCCACGACGUCGAUUACAGGAGAGAAGGAUCACGAGGAAUGAUGGGAGACCGAGACAUACCGCAUUACGCCGACGAGCGCCACCGAGAUUCCCGGGACGGAUGGAGCAGCUAUAGCUCCGACAGGCGCAUGAGCGAAGGGAGAGACGGGCGUGAUUGGGGGGAUCGGAAAUUCGAGGACCGUUCCUGGCAAAGUGGCAGCGACGACGGCGGAUCCCUGGGGCGGGAUCCCGAACGAUGGCGAGGCAGGGGCAGAGGAAGACGGGCUCGCGUCCUGCAUCGAGGCAGGAUGUCUGGGCGGGGAAGCUUCGUGCCGAGCGACCCGUCGGGCCCCUCGUCGCCCAGGGGGGAGACCCGGGGCGAAGGCUUCUCGGGACAAGACCGAGGGGACCGGUCCAGCGACCCUCGCUUCAGCCGCCGCUAUUGAAUGUUUUCACCGUUUUGUGGGGUCUUUUAUUGGAGGGGGCUUCCCCCCCGCCCCGCCCCACCCUUCUCCCAAACUGUACAAAAUGGCAACCGAAAGAAGGAAACCGACGAGACCCCCACACACGCCUCCUCGGUGAACCACUGACUGUGACUCUUUUUAUGUUUACUUCCAUCGCGCUCGACCUGUGAAGCCGCAGCCAUUUCUGGGUAACGUGUCCCUGUCCGUGCCGCAUCCAUUCCUUCCUCCCCCUUCGGCCCUUGUUUUAAAAUAAAAAGAAUCUGUGUUUCUUUUAGAAAGGCAUUCCAUUUUCUAUAAAAUAAACCACACGUUUGCAGAGA
This is a messenger RNA of Anolis carolinensis (green anole), 3184 nucleotides long. RefSeq names its product scaffold attachment factor B (gene safb). Bases 153 to 2846 code for a protein of 897 amino acids. NCBI's taxonomy places the organism in Eukaryota, Metazoa, Chordata, Lepidosauria, Squamata, Anolidae. The record is from RefSeq and is a predicted model, not a curated record. Gene Ontology annotation, molecular function: sequence-specific DNA binding; RNA binding. Gene Ontology annotation, biological process: regulation of transcription by RNA polymerase II; regulation of mRNA processing. Gene Ontology annotation, cellular component: nucleus. The transcript has 21 exons.